UCUAAAUAUGGUUUGGUAUCAGAAGGGAAAAAAAAUUAAAAGAGCAAAACAAGUUGACCAAAUAAGAACACAACUCCAAAUGACCAUACCCACUUAGGAAUUCAGUGACUUAGUCAUUCACAUAUUCAACAAAACAAAGAAACUGCAUCAAAGUCUAGGACUUAUACUUCUCUCAAUGCCAAUGAAGCUGGCAAUUUGAUCAUAAAUUUUGUGUCUUUUCAAUCUGAUUUGAGUCAUUUUAUCUUUAAGGGGUUUUCUGUCAAUUUUCCAAAGUUUCAGCUAUGAACCGUGAGUCAACUGAUCCAUAACACAGUCAGAAUAACCAAUAUGGGUGAUUGGAAAAACUGGUAUCAAGAGGCUGCGAAUUCGAAGCCAUUGUUCAAAACGAUCUACACAACUGUGAUUAUCGGAAUAUUAGUUUCUGCGUUUUAUGUUUUCUCUGCCAUUAGCUCCUCUAAGUCACCCACCACUGCCUCCUCCACAAGUUGGCUUUCUUCUCCUUCUUCUGGUUCCUAUGUAGAUUCUUCUCACUUAAGUAUAACACCCAAUUUUUCCCGUACAACAAUGGGUGCAAUACCACCACCUGUAUCUCAAACUCGAAGCAAAUCUGCAACUCCUAUAUGGGAGGUUCCAAAAACUAAGAAAAUGCCACCUCUGAAGGUCUUUCGGCUGACAAAAGAUCUCGUUCAGCAAAGGGCAGAAGAUAAUGUCAUAAUAUUGACUUUUGGUAACUAUGCAUUCAUGGAUUUCAUCCUGACUUGGGUUAAACACUUGACAGAUUUGGGGCUCUCAAAUCUCAUGGUUGGUGCCAUGGAUACCAAACUGGUGGAGGCUUUGUAUUGGAAAGGUGUUCCAGUAUUUGAUAUGGGAAGCCAUAUGAGCACGCUAGACGUUGGCUGGGGUUCACCAUCCUUUCAUAAAAUGGGUAGAGAGAAAGCAAUUCUGAUAGACUCAGUCCUUCCUUUUGGUUUUGAGCUGUUGAUGUGUGAUACUGACAUGGUUUGGCUGAAGAAUCCAAUUCCAUAUCUUGCUCAAUAUCCUGAUGCAGAUAUCUUAACAUCAAGCGAUAGUGUUGUACCUACAGUUAUUGAUGAUAGGUUGGACAUUUGGCAACAAGUUGAUGCAGCUUAUAAUGUAGGAAUUUUCCAUUGGCGGCCAACAGAGUCUUCUAAAAAAUUGGCAAAGGAAUGGAAAGAAAUGCUUCUAGCCGAUGAGACAGUAUGGGAUCAAAAUGGAUUUAAUGAUCUUGUUCGCAGGCAGUUAGGACCGUCUGUUAUUGGGGAUAGCGGACUUGCUUAUGCUUAUGAUGGUAAUUUAAAGCUGGGAGUUCUGCCAGCAAGUAUAUUUUGUAGUGGGCAUACUUAUUUUGUCCAGGCUAUGUAUCAGCAGCUGAGGUUGCAGCCCUAUGCAGUGCAUACCACAUUCCAGUACUCAGGCACAGAAGGAAAGCGUCACCGACUGCGGGAAGGCAUGGUUUUUUAUGAUCCACCUGAAUAUUAUGAUUCACCUGGAGGUUUCUUGUCAUUUAAACCAUCUAUUCCAAAGAGCUUGCUACUGGAUGGGGAGCAUAAUCUGGAAUCUCACUUUACUCUUAUCAAUUACCAAAUGAAACAAAUAAGGACAGCCCUGGCUAUUGCUUCAUUGUUGAAUCGUACACUGGUCAUGCCGAAACUUUGGUGCAGGCUGGAUAGGCUUUGGUUUGGACAUCCAGGGGUUCUGGUGGGGUCUAUGACUAGACAACCUUUUGUCUGUCCUUUGGACCAUGUAUUUGAGAUAAAUGUCAUGCUGCAAGACAUGCCAUUGGAGGAUUUUGGCCCCAGCAUUGGUAUUAGAGAGUAUACGUUUUUUGACAAUCCGUCACUGCCUAAACAGGUGAAAGAGUCAUGGCUUGAAGUUCAUCUUUGUCAAGAUGGAUUAGGCGAUUGUCAUGCAUCAAACAAUACAACUCGACCAGGAGUACUCAGAUUUCCAAGACUUAUUAGUGAAGAAACGUUCCAGAAAGUUUUCUCCUCUUUCAAGGAUGUCAAAGUCAUUCAGUUUUCUUCAAUGCAAGAUGCUUUUGUGGGUUUCACUGACAAGACAAGAGAUGAGAAAUUCAGGAAACGUGUGAAACAGUAUGUUGGCAUAUGGUGCUGUGUAGAGAAUCAGACCCCUGGACACAUAUAUUAUGACAUGUACUGGGACGAGAAACCUGGCUGGAAACCAGUCCCGCCUCAAAAGUCAGAGGAUGAUCACCCACCUUGGUGAGGCCUAACAUCAUGAAGAUAUUUAAAGGCUCUACUAUCAGUAACAGAUAAUGGGGGAAGAAAAAAAUAGUCCACAGCUAGUUUGCUUCCUAAACACGGUUAUGUGAAGAGGUUGUAUUUAUAUUAGUAGUUGAGGAAGAGGGCUUUAUCAAUAUCCAUUGACAGACGAUAACUAAUUUUUUUGAUCUAGAGAAAAAGCCUGAUUGCGUUCUAUAUUUUCCCCUUUCAGGUUAUCCAUAGGAAAAAAUUUGAACUUGUCUAAACUCCAAAUAAAAGAAAUGUAACUUAAAGAUUCUGAGGUGAAGAUGGUCUCUGUACCUCAUUUCCUAGGUUUUAUAUCAUUUAUUAUGGUACACACUUAUUCACAAUUAUGCAGUUAAAAUUUGUACUUGUACAAGCUACAAAACAAACUCCUUGUAAUGGGGAUGGAGGUGUUUAGAAUGCUAUGAUCAGUACCUGUACUGAGAAUUAUUGUUUUAAUAGGGAAUUGGAGUUAUUUGUGGAGA
Molecule: messenger RNA, 2752 nt
Organism: Mangifera indica (mango)
Lineage: Eukaryota; Viridiplantae; Streptophyta; Magnoliopsida; Sapindales; Anacardiaceae
Product: arabinosyltransferase XEG113-like
Exons: 13
Coding region: 328-2247 (639 amino acids)
Biological process (GO): cell wall pectin biosynthetic process
Cellular component (GO): Golgi apparatus
Molecular function (GO): arabinosyltransferase activity
Source: RefSeq, a predicted model, not a curated record